AUGUCUCAACUGGAGGGACUCAAGCAACACACGAUUGUCGUGGCCGACACCGCAGACUUCUCGCUACUGGCAAAGUUUAAGCCGGAGGAUGCCACAACAAACCCGUCCCUCGUGCUUGCCGGCAGUCAACUGCCACAGUACGCCAAACUUAUUGAAGAUGCGGUGAAGUUUGCGAAGGAAAACGUCAGCCGUCUGCGUGAUGGACUCACCCCCGGUGCGGACGAGAAGGCACAUCUGCUGGAGUUGUCUGUCGACAAGCUGACGGUGAACUUUGGCUCUGAGAUUUUGAAGAUUGUUCCUGGUCGUGUGAGCACGGAGGUGGACGCCCGGCUUUCAUACGACACGGCACGUAUGGUGGCAAAGGCGAGGCAUAUUGUGAAGCUCUACGAGGAGUCCGGUACGCCGCGAUCUCGUCUUUACAUUAAACUGGCCUCCACGUGGGAAGGCAUUCAAGCCGCCCAGAAACUUGAGGCGGAGAACAUCAACUGCAACCUCACGCUCCUCUUCUCGUUUGGGCAGGCCGUCGCAUGUGCGCAGGUCGGCGUCUCCCUUAUUUCUCCAUUUGUUGGCCGCAUCCUUGACUGGUACAAGGAGCACCAGCCAGAGAAGGCAGAAAGCUACGUUGGUGCGCAGGAUCCUGGCGUCAUCUCCGUGACGCGGAUCUACAACUACUACAAGCAGCACGGGUACAAGACCAUCGUGAUGGGUGCCUCCUUCCGCAACACGGGGGAGGUGCUGGAGCUGGCGGGGUGCGACAAGUUGACCAUCUCACCCAAACUGCUGGAGUCACUCGACAACACCCCCGGCCCCGUCCCACGCAAACUCGACCCGGCGCACCUCACGGAGAAGACGGAGAAGUUGCCGCCGUUCACAGGACCGGAGUCGCUCUUUGAGGGGGAGCCAAACACGAUGGCGAAGGAAAAGUUGGAGGAGGGCAUCCGGAACUUCUCAAAGGACACGGAGAAGUUGGAGGCACAAGUCGCAGCGUUGCUGUAG
Trypanosoma cruzi is the source of this 996-nucleotide messenger RNA. Its product is annotated as transaldolase, putative. The record is from RefSeq and is a predicted model, not a curated record. The coding region runs from base 1 to 996 and encodes 331 amino acids. Gene Ontology annotation, biological process: pentose-phosphate shunt, non-oxidative branch; carbohydrate metabolic process; pentose-phosphate shunt. The transcript has a single exon. Gene Ontology annotation, molecular function: transaldolase activity. Gene Ontology annotation, cellular component: intracellular anatomical structure; cytoplasm. Lineage: Eukaryota; Euglenozoa; Kinetoplastea; Trypanosomatida; Trypanosomatidae.